UACAUCUAUUCCCUCACCUGGGUCAGGUGUGCACCCGUUGGGCGGGUCCCGUCGGGGAGGCGAGGCCGACCAAGGAGAACGCCUUCCUCUUCCUGGGUUGGUGUGAGGAGCUUGGGCACCGAGAGGAGCGGCGGGCAUCAUGAAUAACCCUAUACCUUCUAAUCUGAAAUCAGAAGCAAAGAAAGCUGCCAAAAUAUUAAGAGAAUUUACAGAAAUAACUUCCAGAAAUGGACCUGAUAAAAUCAUUCCUGCCCAUGUGAUUGCAAAAGCAAAAGGACUUGCAGUUUUGUCUGUGAUUAAAGCUGGAUUUCUGGUGACAGCCAGGGGAGGCAGUGGGAUUGUCCUGGCACGUCUUCCAGAUGGAAAAUGGUCUGCACCUUCAGCCAUUGGGAUAGCUGGGCUUGGUGGAGGAUUUGAAAUAGGAAUAGAGGUAUCAGAUUUGGUGAUAAUUCUGAAUUAUGACAAAGCAGUAGAAGCCUUUGCAAAGGGUGGAAACCUGACACUUGGAGGGAAUUUUACUGUUGCAGUUGGACCCUUAGGCAGGAACCUGGAAGGAAAUGUAUCCCUGAGGAGCUCUGCAGCUGUCUUCACUUACUGCAAAUCCCGAGGCCUCUUUGCUGGCAUUUCCCUAGAAGGAAGCUGUUUAAUUGAAAGGAAAGAAACUAACCGGAAAUUUUACUGUCAGGACAUUCGUGCUUAUGACAUUUUAUUUGGAGAUGUUCCACAGCCUGCUCAAGCAGAAGAUCUUUAUGAAAUUCUCAAUUCCUUUACUGAAAAGUAUCAAAAUGAAGGACAACGCAAUAAUUUGAGAAGAAUAGCACGGGAGCAGAGGAAGGCUAAAGAAUUACCUCCAAAACCAUCAUCAAGACCACAGCAAUCUCCAGCACCUGUCCAACAGAAUGCUGGCUUCCACAGUAAUGGAAAUGAAUAUAAGCUAUAUCCUGAACUUUCUAGCUACCAUGAGAAAACUGGCAGUUUGAAUCAGCCAAUAGAAGUGACAGCACUGUACUCUUUUGAAGGACAACAACCAGGGGAUUUGAAUUUUCAAGUCGGAGACAGAAUCACAGUUAUAUCAAAGACUGACUCACAUUUUGAUUGGUGGGAAGGAAAACUUCGAGGUCAAACUGGAAUUUUUCCAGCCAACUAUGUAACUAUGAAUUAAAGUUCAUGCUAGUUUGUUAUUUAAUAAUUUCUCAAAAAUAUCUCUACACAGACAGGAUUAAUUUAUUUACACAACGCUGUUUGAACACAUUGUUGCUCUGUAAAUGUUUUAUCCAGUUGUAAAAGAUUUUUCUCUGCAUAUGAAUAAAUGGUUAAAUU
Phodopus roborovskii (desert hamster) is the source of this 1320-nucleotide messenger RNA. RefSeq names its product SH3 and SYLF domain containing 1 (gene Sh3yl1). Gene Ontology annotation, cellular component: ruffle membrane. Bases 140 to 1162 code for a protein of 340 amino acids. The record is from RefSeq and is a predicted model, not a curated record. Gene Ontology annotation, molecular function: protein binding; phosphatidylinositol binding. The transcript has 10 exons. Lineage: Eukaryota; Metazoa; Chordata; Mammalia; Rodentia; Cricetidae.